Menidia menidia (Atlantic silverside) is the source of this 3187-nucleotide messenger RNA. NCBI's taxonomy places the organism in Eukaryota, Metazoa, Chordata, Actinopteri, Atheriniformes, Atherinopsidae. The record is from the annotation of a GenBank genome assembly.
AUCUACAUCAUGGCGUAGCGAUGUGGAGGGACGCGGGGGUUGUACUGUUGGGCGCUGAUAAGUUAAGAAACUACACUCUGUGGAGACUAAAGUACAUGGUAGAGGAAACAAACCAACGGAAAACUAACUUCUUCUUCUAGUUGACUUGCGGUUCACAAUCAGUGACCGAAGAUGAUGUCUGAUGCCAGCGACAUGUUGGCUGCUGCCCUGGAGCAGAUGGAUGGUAUAAUUGCAGGUUCAAAGGCCUUGGACUACUCCAACGGUAUGUUCGACUGUCAGUCCCCUACCUCUCCGUUCAUGGGGAGCUUACGGGCGCUUCACCUACUGGAAGACCUGAGGGGUGUCCUGGAGUUGAUGGACACGGAGGAAAGGGAAAGUCUCCGCUGCCAGAUCCCCGACUCCACUGCAGACAGUCUGGUGGAGUGGCUCCAUGGUCAUCUGUCCAACGGCCACAUCUCUCUAAGUGGAGGAGAUCACUACCAGGAGAGGCUUUCUCGAUUAGAGAGUGAUAAAGAGUCUUUGGUUCUUCAGGUGAGUGUGCUGACCGACCAAGUGGAGGCUCAAGGAGAGAAGAUUCGAGAUUUGGACCUAUGUUUGGAAGAGCACAGAGAAAAACUGAACGCCACCGAGGAGAUGUUGCAACAGGAGCUUUUGUGCAGAUCUGCUCUGGAGAACCAGAAGCUCGAACUGAUGUCCGAAGUGUCCAACCUCAAGCUGAAGCUGAACUCCAUGGAGAAGGAAAGAUUGGACUUUGAUGACAGAUUUAGGGACAGUGAGGAUUUGAUUCUUGAAAUAAACGAGCUACGGUACAGACUGACUGACCUGGAGGGUGAAAAGCUUCAGUAUGAGAAGAAGCUGAAAUCCACAAAGUCGCUAAUGGCCAAGCUUUCUAGCCUGAAAAUCAAAAUGGGCCAGAUGCAGUAUGAGAAACAGAGGAAAGAGCAUAAACUCCUGGCCAUGAAGGAGGAGUUAGCCGUACUGAGGAGGCAGCUGGAGGGCAAAGAUGGAGAGAUGAGGAGACUACAGGAUGAGACAGGCUUCAGAGCCAUCGGCACGAGCAGUCCAGAUUCCACAGAGAGAGAUGUGGAGGUGCAAAGGAUGAAAAAGGCAGUUGAGUCAUUGAUGGCAGCAAAUGAAGAAAAGGAUCGUAAGAUUGAGGAGCUGAAACAGUCGCUUCUGCGGUACAAGAAAGUUCAGGACAUGGUGAUGUCGGUACAAGGGAAGAAAGAGAAAACUAAAGACACUGAGCAUGUUGAGAGUUUUGGUGAUGGAACUGGUGCAGUGGAAUCUGAAAAGCAAGAAGCUGCAGACGCUGAACAACCGAAAAGGAGCAGCCCUGAUGAGAUGGAGAGUCUGAGUGGACAAAGUGAAGAGAUUUCUCCUACUCCCAGCCCCUCUGAUCCAGAGCGAGUGUCCGAGGUCACAAGUGCAGAUGUGGAAAGCGAAGAGCCCAGCAGAGCUGAGGGCCAGGACCAUCCAGAAGAGAUCAACAACGACAAGGACACAAAUGAGGAGACCAGAAAGACGAGUGAAAAGCCGCCCAAAGGUCCCUCUGCCACUCUGCCAGCCACCACAGAAGACGACAGCUUUGGGUCAAGGAAAGCCCGCUCAUCUUUCGGAAAGGGCUUCUUCAAGAUCCGCGGAGGCAAGAAGACGACAGGCAGCCCUAACCUCGCUGAAACUGAGCGGCAGGGCACUGACCAUCUGGAUCUGGCCGGACUUCCGCAGAGGUCCUCCAACGGCGACAGCACACACACGCUGGCCACAACACCAGAGAGCAGGAAGAAAUCCAAAGGAAUAAAAAAGCUUUUUGGGAAGCUUAAAAGAAGCCAGUCCACCACCUUUAACCUGGACGACAACCUGUCAGAGGGGGAGUUCAAGCGAGGAGGAGUGCGCGCCACAGCAGGACCCAGACUGGGUUGGUCUCGUGACUUCCAGCGAGUCAACAAUGACGUGGAUGCUCCCUUUGCACGCUGGUCAAAGGAGCAGGUGUGUGACUGGCUGCAGGAGCAGGGCCUGGGCCUGUAUGUGAACAUGGCCCGAGUGUGGGUCUCCUCAGGACAGACUCUGCUGCAGGCCUCACAGCAAGACCUGGAGAGGGAGUUGGGCAUCAAACAUCCGCUGCACAGGAAGAAGCUGCAGCUGGCUCUGCAGGCCCUCGGCUCGGAGGAGGAGGACAACAAGGGAAAGCUGGACUACAACUGGGUCACACGAUGGCUUGACGACAUCGGCCUGCCUCAGUAUAAGACCCAGUUUGAUGAGGGCAGAGUGGAUGGGCGCAUGCUGCACUACAUGACUGUGGAUGACCUGCUCUCACUGAAGGUGGGAAGUGUCCUCCACCACCUCAGCAUCAAGAGAGCCAUUCAAGUCCUGCGACUCAACAACUACGAGCCCAACUGUCUGCGGCGCAGACCAUCAGACGAGAACAAUAUCUCACCGGCGGAGAUCUCCCAGUGGACCAACCACAGGGUGAUGGAAUGGCUCCGCUCGGUGGACCUGGCUGAAUACGCUCCCAACCUCAGAGGCAGCGGCGUCCACGGAGGCCUGAUGGUCCUGGAGCCGCGUUUCAACGUGGAGACCAUGGCCCUGCUGCUCAACAUCCCCCCCAACAAGACGCUGCUGCGCCGCCACCUGGCCACACACUUCAGCCUGCUCAACGGCUCAGAGGCCCAGCACCUCAAACAGGAGUGUCUGGAGAACCCGGAUUACAUUCUGCUGACCGCCACCACUAAAGUCAAGCCAAAGAAGCUGUCGUUCGGCACCUUUGGCAGGAAGAAAAAGCAGGAUGAGAACGAAGAGUACGUCUGUCCGAUGGAUGUGGAGAUGCCAAAGGGACGAAGCUUCCAGAAGGGCUUCGAGCUCCAGAUCUACGAGGAUGACCUGGACAGGCUGGAUCAGAUGGACGACUCUGAGGGAACAGUGAGGCAGAUCGGAGCUUUCUCUGAGGGCAUUCAAAACCUCACAAGCAUGCUGAAAGACGACGAAUUCUUUAAAGAGGCUUCAAACUCACCUAAUCCCAGUGUGACCGAUGAAGACUCCAACGCAUGAGACCCAGUCCUGCUGUGAACGAAACUCUGUGCCAGCCCUCUCCACCCGCCUCUGCAAACACUCGUCACUCUCCCAUAUUUCCUCUUUUUUUUUUUUUUUUUUUUGUGUUGCAUCAACGAGCCGAGAGUAUUUCAGCAUC